This is a messenger RNA of Phaeodactylum tricornutum CCAP 1055/1, 780 nucleotides long. RefSeq lists its product with no specific name. The record is from RefSeq and is a predicted model, not a curated record. The transcript has a single exon. NCBI's taxonomy places the organism in Eukaryota, Bacillariophyta, Bacillariophyceae, Surirellales, Neidiaceae. The annotation marks the transcript as partial.
GUCAAUUUAACUGGAAAGGUUGUCGUCGUCACCGGUGCGAACUCGGGUCUUGGAAAGGAAGUUGCGACUUACUCUGCCGCCAAGGGAGCUAAGCUUUACAUGCUCUGCAGAAGUAAAGACCGCGCCGAGGCAGCUCGGGACGAAAUUAUGGAAAAGACCGGAAAUAAAGAUAUUGAAAUAGUACUGGUGGAUGUCGCGGAACUUUCCAAAGUUCGCGACGCGGCCAACACCCUGAAAUCGAAGGAGCCAAAAAUCCAUGCAAUCGUAUGUAACGCCGGCGUUUUGUUGAACGACCGUCGCGAAAGCAGCGAAGGGAACGAAUUGACUUUGGCGUCGCAUCUUAUUGGCGGUUCAUACUUGCUCAGCAAACUUUUGAUGGAUCAAGUGAAGGCUGCCGACGGACAAGGUCGAAUCAUUAUGGUGACUUCAGGAGGCAUGUACAAUUACAAAUUUCCAGCAUGGAAUGUGGCGGCAAAUACGGGUGAUCAGAAGGAGAAAUACAAUGGCGUUAAUUUAUAUGCGUAUGCCAAGCGAGGACAAGUUCUUCUAGCCGAGCGCUGGAGUAAGGAAUAUCCCGAUGUGACUUUCUGCACUGUGCAUCCUGGCUGGGCAGACACUCCUGCUGUUGAAGAAGCGUUUGGCGACUCGAAAAAGUAUCUAAAACCGUUACGAGAACCAUGGCAGGGAGCCGAAGGUGUCACUUGGUUAGUUGGAACGGACCGAUCCAAUUUAGAGAGUGGAGACCUGUACCUUGACCGUAAGUCACAGCCAAAACACUUA